Molecule: messenger RNA, 7099 nt
Organism: Neolamprologus brichardi
Lineage: Eukaryota; Metazoa; Chordata; Actinopteri; Cichliformes; Cichlidae
Gene: ago3b
Product: argonaute RISC catalytic component 3b
Biological process (GO): regulation of stem cell proliferation; regulatory ncRNA-mediated gene silencing
Molecular function (GO): RNA binding; protein binding
Source: RefSeq, a predicted model, not a curated record
GCGGCGUAAGAGCAGAUUUCAGACCGGUUUAUCGCCGACGCUGAGGAGGACGCCGAGGUAGAGAGCCUCUUAUAUUUGUUUGAAAAAAGUUAAAAUCGGGAUUGUCACGUUAAACAAACUUGACAGUAAACUCAGCAGUCGAGCAGUUUAUGUAGGUCAGGUGUAGUGGGGAGACAAGAAGACUUCUAACCGACGGGACAGCGAAGCGGCCCGGUUCGACUUCACCGAACGAAGCCGGGGAGAAGAUAUCACGAACGGCGGAGCUUGGCUGAUGCGUGCGGGGCCAGCCGAACCACACUGAACGUUUUAAUCUACGAGGAUUAUUGAUCAUAACGUGCCGGUUCAUCCGGACAGACACCCCCAUGAAUGGAAAUCGGAACAACAGGAGCCGUUGAAGCCCAAGCGCUAUUCACAUUGCCACGGCGACCGGGAUAUGGCACCCUUGGAAAAUCCAUCAAGCUUCUGGCCAACUGUUUUCAGGUGGAAAUCCCCAAGAUUGAUGUCUACCUGUAUGAGGUGGACAUUAAGCCUGAUAAAUGCCCGCGGCGGGUCAAUAGGGAGGUAGUGGACACCAUGGUGCAGCAUUUUAAGGUGACCAUCUUUGGUGACCGGCUGCCAGUUUAUGAUGGGAAGAAGAGCCUCUACACUGUGAGCCCACUUCCUGUCGCCACUGGUGGGGUUGAUCUGGAUGUCACCCUGCCAGGUGAAGGUGGGAAGGACCGACCUUUUAAAGUCACAAUUAAAUUUGUGUCAUUAGUCAGCUGGCACAUGCUACAUGAAGUCUUGACCGGACGUGGAGCACCAGGGCCACUGGACCUGGAUAAACCUCUGAGCACUAACCCCGUUCAUGCUGUGGAUGUUGUCCUUCGGCAUCUGCCCUCCAUGAAGUACACCCCUGUUGGAAGAUCCUUCUUCUCCUCCCCAAAGGACUAUGACCAUCCACUAGGUGGAGGAAGAGAAGUUUGGUUUGGCUUCCAUCAGUCAGUACGGCCAGCCAUGUGGAAGAUGAUGCUAAAUAUUGAUGUGUCAGCCACAGCUUUCUACAAAGCCCAGCCAGUCAUUCAGUUCAUGUGUGAGGUUCUGGACAUUCACAACAUUGACGAGCAGCCACGCCCUCUCACAGACUCCCACAGGGUCAAGUUCACCAAAGAGAUCAAAGGUCUUAAAGUGGAAGUGACACACUGUGGAACCAUGCGUAGGAAGUACAGAGUCUGCAAUGUAACACGGCGCCCUGCCAGCCUCCAGACAUUUCCAUUGCAGCUUGAGAACGGUCAAACAGUUGAGCGCACAGUGGCUCAGUACUUCAGAGAGAAGUACAAUCUGCAGCUGAAAUAUCCCCACCUGCCUUGUCUGCAGGUGGGACAGGAACAGAAACACACCUACUUGCCUCUAGAGGUGUGCAACAUUGUAGCAGGACAGCGCUGUAUUAAAAAGCUAACGGACAACCAAACCUCAACCAUGAUCAAAGCCACAGCCCGCUCUGCACCAGACAGACAAGAGGAGAUUAGCAGGCUGGUGCGGAGUGCAAACUAUGAUGCCGACCCGUUUGUCCAGGAGUUUCAGUUCCGUGUGCGAGAUGAGAUGGCUCAGGUGACGGGUCGCGUCCUGCCAGCCCCCAUGCUGCAGUAUGGUGGCAGGGUGAGCUCUGAACCCUUUAUGAACCGCACGGUGGCCACACCCAGUCACGGGGUUUGGGACAUGAGAGGGAAGCAGUUUCACACUGGAGUGGAGAUCAAGAUGUGGGCCAUCGCCUGCUUUGCCACCCAGAGGCAGUGCAGAGAAGAGAUCCUCAAGAGCUUCACUGACCAGCUGCGGAAAAUCUCAAAGGAUGCUGGGAUGCCUAUCCAAGGCCAGCCCUGUUUCUGUAAAUAUGCCCAGGGAGCUGACAGCGUGGAGCCCAUGUUUAGACACCUGAAGAACACCUACGCUGGACUACAGCUCAUCAUCGUGAUCCUACCUGGCAAAACACCAGUCUAUGCUGAGGUGAAGCGGGUGGGUGACACCCUCCUCGGCAUGGCCACCCAAUGCGUGCAGGUGAAGAACGUAGUAAAAACGUCCCCUCAGACCCUCUCUAACCUCUGCCUCAAGAUCAAUGUCAAACUGGGAGGCAUCAACAACAUUCUGGUUCCACAUCAGCGACCCACUGUGUUUCAGCAACCUAUCAUCUUCCUUGGGGCUGAUGUCACUCAUCCUCCUGCAGGAGAUGGAAAGAAGCCAUCUAUUGCAGCGGUGGUAGGCAGUAUGGAUGCCCACCCCUGCAGGUACUGUGCUACAGUGCGGGUCCAGAGGCCUAGACAGGAGGUCAUCCAGGAUUUGGCCUCUAUGGUGAGAGAGCUCUUAAUCCAGUUCUACAAGUCGACCCGCUACAAGCCAACAAGGAUCAUUUUCUACAGGGAUGGAGUGUCAGAGGGCCAGUUCAGACAGGUGCUGUACUAUGAGCUGCUGGCCAUCAGGGAGGCAUGCAUCAGUCUCGAGAAGGAAUACCAGCCCGGGAUAACCUACAUCGUCGUGCAGAAACGCCAUCACACACGCCUGUUCUGCGCAGAUCGCACUGAGCGGGUGGGACGAAGUGGAAACAUUCCUGCCGGCACCACAGUGGACACAGACAUCACCCACCCAUACGAGUUUGACUUUUACCUCUGCAGUCACGCUGGAAUCCAGGGUACCAGUCGUCCUUCUCACUACCACGUACUGUGGGAUGACAACUGUUUCACCGCUGACGAUUUCCAGCUCCUCACUUACCAGUUGUGCCACACCUACGUCCGCUGCACACGCUCCGUGUCCAUCCCAGCACCUGCCUACUAUGCUCACCUUGUAGCCUUCCGCGCUCGCUACCACCUGGUCGACAAAGAGCAUGACAGUGCGGAGGGCAGCCAUGUCUCAGGGCAGAGUAACGGCAGGGACCCCCAGGCUCUGGCCAAGGCUGUUCAGAUCCACCACGACACACUGAGGACCAUGUACUUCGCCUAAACACCCCUCCACUUCACUCCUCCUCCCAGUUACUCAGCCAGUCUUAGUGCCCAACUUCCUCCUGAUCCGGAGUGACUCUGUGCUGGCGCAGCUUUGCUGAAGCCAAACAACGACAGCGGCUGUGUAGGAAUGUCCUAGAGGAGUCCAGCCAUGUUAUCUAAUCUGAAACCAGCCAAUGUACUCCGGACCUCCAUCUCAUUCUCCCUGUGAGCCGUGUCCUCGCCUUCUGCAUUUUACAGACACUCAGUUUGAUUUUUAUGGGAUUAUUUGGGGUUUUAAAGAAUGGUGGAGCAGCCAGUAAUCAAAAAAUAUAUUAUUUUUGGUGCAUUGGUGGUAGAAUCACAGAGGACCUGACCUGCUUUGUAACCUCAUGUUGAGCCUAAUGUUCAUGUUUGUUCUUUGGCUUUCUAGAGCCUGUCUGUGUUGUUUCUCUGAGCAAGUGUGUGAUCGAUGUGGCAGCAUGUUAGCUUUGGCACCUUUUGUAAAUGGGCGGGCUGCCUUAGUGGUUUCUCUUCUGUCUCCCUUUAAGCCAGUUCUGUGUGGUUCCUCAGUCUGUCAGCCAGACAGUAAGCAGCAUAACUUUGCACUCUACCAACACAGACACUGAAUGAAAUCUUCAUUUUUCUAAGCAGAGCCACGUACAGCCGUUUUGAGGCAUUGUCGUUUGUCGCCUUAUUGUGAGGCGAGGUGCAUAAACAGAACUAUAAGAUUCAAAGUCAUUGCCAUGAAAUGGACUUUGUUCUUGUUUGUCUGACUAUUUAUGAUUUUUCUUUUUCCUUAACUUAAAUUAAUAAUAAUUUACAGCAAUAGUGUGUAGAUGACCACAAACCUUUGGACUUUUCCCAGUUUUUACUUUUAAAGAGAGAAAAAACUGACCGAUUCAGUUGUGAAGAACUCCUUCAGUGCAAUAACGUGUUAAAAUGGAGAGCGCAGGUGUGUUUUCAUGAGUAUUUGUGUUGUUCUUAAUGAGAUCUGGGAAGUGACAAUGAAGAUGGAAUCAGGAAUGUGCAGUAUUUGACAUUCUGGUGACCGUGUAGGACUGAUGCCUCAGACGUGAGGCUCGGUCGUGGUGAGGUCUGAUUGUGUUUGAGGAGGUUUGUUCUGUUAAAGUGCCUGAUAUGUUUAGAAAUUGAACAACUGGUAGGAUGGAAGGUCUUUUUGAAACGGUUUGGGUGCCUCAAAACAGUCGAUUUGUUAACAACACACACAGCACACUGGAUUGUAGAUGAUCCUACCGCCAGCCACGUGUGAUUGCUAAUGUUUGCUGCGUUUUUUGUUUUGUUUUUCUAAAUCACAGAUCUGAAUAUGAAAAAUGUUUGAGGUCCUACAGACUCAUCAUGUUAACCAGAAAAAAUAGUUUUCAUGAUUUUUACAGCUAAUCUUUGUUUUUUUCUUUGUUUUUUUUCGGCACAUAGAUGAUUUGAACAGUAAUUAUAUUUGACCGCUCUCCUUGGUCAUGUUUUCUAAAUGGUGCUUUUGGUCUCCUGGUUCCAGACCUCUAAAUGCAUUUCAUUUGGUUUAUUUGCUAGAGAAAACCUUUACAUCGGCUAAAAACAUCAAAAAUACACUCACUGUUCACCAACCUGGUUUUCCAGAUAAUGAAAUGAUCAAACUCAAGGCAGCAGCUUUGAUUCUUAUUUUUUUCCAUUUUUUGGUAAAUGUAUUUAACAAUCUCAAACGAGAUUAUAAAUUUUGUGUUUGAGAAGGAUUCGCUGUCCCAGCCUUUGAAAUUCAGCUUUUUAUUGCUGGGUUAUGUCUCAUUUGUUUUCACAAACAAAUUUGGAUUAGUGCAGCUACAAAGGCCUUAUUUUCAGUCAUUUGCAUGUUUAAAAAAAAUAAAUAAAUCAGAAGUCUGUAAACUCUGAGGGCGAUGCAUCAAAUUUCUUUUGUUGGACCCCAAGAGUCUAAAAUCUAAAUGUGUGGUUCAUUAUCAUGUAUGAUGAAGAACGGUAACGCGUUUUCCUUGAAAUAUAAUGAAAUUAAAUAAAAAUGCACAAUGCAUCAGCUGCUAUUGGCCCUGCUAACUGAUCUCAGCAGCUAUAAUCACUGAUGCAGGGCCACUAUUUAUCUGGUGCAUCCCAUCUAUUUUGAGCUAGACAAACAUGAAAAAUUUAUGGAAAGAGCUUUGUUUAUUUAAAAGAAGAAGAAAUAAUGACAACAAAAACCAGUAUCUGACAAGUUAAUCGACUAAUCGACUGAAAAUCAACUAAUCGUUGCAGUUUGAGUGCCAAGACGACACUUUUCUCAAAAGCAGAGUUAUCUUUUUUUUUUUUUUUUUCUGGGGGGUUUUCCUCUCUAUUUGGAUUUGCAGGUGGUGAUGUUGACAUCUUUAUUUGUUUAUUUUUCAACUUUUAGUCCAUCAUUGACGUCUCUGCACUGCUGCUAUUGUUGGACACCCAGCCCCACGCAGGCUGUUGCUCAUCUCAAACCUUCAGUUUACUUUAACACAAAUGAAGCCUUCAGGUUUCAUCCCUUGGACCAAACCCAUGUGCCUGGUCGGGGUGAGUGCUGACGCUCUCCUUGCCACGUGUCACCAGAAUCAGCUGCUAUAAGAGGAGUUUUAUUUAAUAUUUCAGCAGAUAAACAUAAAUACUGUAUAUUUAUACACAAAAAGCGAAAAGGAUAUUUUACUGCACUUAACAGAAAUUCAAGGGGGAGAGAAGUGCUAUGUUUGGCCGAGGCUGUUUCUUAAUGUCAGACAUUACCAGCAUUUGUUUUGGUUGUUUUUGUUUUGGGGGGGGUUGUUUGCUUUUUACUUGAACAAUAGCAAAAGUAAUGGCGGGCAUAUUUAACGUUGUUUGCUGGUGCUCUGCUCGUCUCUGUAAGUUGACCUUUAGACAGCCUUAUUACAGGAACCCCCUUCUCCACUAGUGAUGCCACAGGACUUCAGAUGCCUUUUUUUCCCCUUUUAAAGAAAAAAAACCAUAUUUAUAUUUAAACUUAAUAAUGAAAUGCAUGUAUUGCUUAUUUUUCUAACAAAGUCCUAUUUGAAGCAGAAGCCUAAUAACUAAUAACGUCGAGGUCUGCGAUAACUUUCCAAAUUUAGGUUUAUGUAUGCGAUCAAGGUUUGUGUUGUCGUAGAGCGAUCAGAUGAAUCCUCAGCCCUCCUCACACUCUGUUUGUGUUAUCAUCUCAAAAGCUCAUCUGAGAAGCUUUAGGACAUUGUUUGAUUUUUAUUCAUAUACUAAACUUUUUUUCUUUUGCAUAUUAAUGAGAGGAGGUUUUAUUUUGGGGGGGGGGUUGUUUUCCUGUCCGUUACAGACUGUGCCUUUUUCUGAUGGUGCUGGAAAAAAAAUGUUCAAAAAGUGUGCUGAGCCCAGAGUCUACAUUAAUACGUAUAUAUUAAUACCUGAAAAUACUGUAAUGUGUGUAUGGAUACCUCUGACAUGUAUGCCAAGAACACAAAAAUUUGCAGAAUUUAUCCGUUUUGAGCUGACAGGACCAAAAGGCCUGCAGGGAUUGGUUUAUUGGACGGGCACUCAAGCACAACCUAGAACCAAACAUUUUUCAGUAAUACAAAUCAUAACUUGGGCGGGGGGGUUGGGUGGGAAGCACUCAUGACUCGUAGGUAACGAAUAUCUCAGUGUAGACAUGAUGUAGCAUAUUUAUUUAUUUCUGUGAGGCGUACUGCAUGUUGUCCUCGGUUGGCGUUUUGAGUUUUGUGUGUUCGUUCUGAAAUGGACAGCAAUAAUGAAGCAGCUGUAAAAAUUUCUGUGCAAUCGGUUUGGCCGGCCUUCCUUUUUCUCCGUGUUUGCGUGUCUCUGUCUGAAAACUUCAUUUUGAUUUCGAAUGUGAAGUUCAGACGUUUACAGACUUGGACAAAGAGCUUUUGUUUCUCCACGAGUGCCCGUCUCCCAUGUUAAGGGAUUCCCCACAAAAUAAAUGAAUCUUUAGAUGCCUCAGAAGGUUGGCUGCAUAUCAUUCUUGAAGGAAAAAAAAUAUUUGAGUUUGAAAAUGUGUUUUGUCUUUUUUUUUUUCUGUUUUUUUAAUUUAUGAUAUUAAUAAUAAGUACAACUGUAUGUUAAAGAACUUUUAAAGUUUGUCUUAACACUCACCUGAUCCUGGUCCUAAGUUGAGCCUUUUUUAUUUGUCAUAUUUAAUUUUUGGAAUAAAUACUCUAUGUAUAAAA